ACUGAGUGCCUUGUGCUGUGGGGGACAGAGCAGAGCCGCGCUGACUGGGGCUGAGCGAGUUCAGAGGAGUGUUGAGCAGAAACGGAGAGGCAAGAUAGAAGCAGAGCCACUAAGGAUUUUGCUUACCAAGCACAUAGGAUGAACAGCUGAAACAACCUGGACCUGUUUACUUUCGUUAGCCGAAGGUGCGACUGAGUGAUCAUGUGGAAGGCUGUUUAUUUAGAGCUACACGCUGGUUUGGUACCAGGGCAGAAAACUACGGCAGAUAUACCUAGAACGUCUUAGAAGGGAUUAUGAUGAAAAACGCCUUUGCAUGCUUAGUUUGGUUAAGUUUUCCUUUGACUUACUGCUGUGACAAGCACACUUGCAGAGACACUGAUACAUAACCCCCCAACUCUGCUUUGCAAGUUCUGUGUCUUCUUGAGUUGGACUCUAAUUUUGGCUUUUGACCUCUGGGACAGGAAAGGGUUUUUUGAUCUAGCAGGGGACGGAACCCGCUGUGAGCCAGCCAGGGCUGACCCGCCGACAUUUUUCCAUAAUUUCUGGACCACAGGACUGUUUCUCGUGCCACCACGUCUUCCUGCUGAACCAGAUCUGAGACUGACUGCACAGGAGUUGUUUAUUUAAAGGACCUAAGCGGAACUCUUUUUGCCCCAGGACCAUGGGCUUUCUCUGGGGCAUGAUUAUGCUGCUGUGUGGGGUGGCUCUGCUCAGGGGGGACGGCAGUAAAGCCCAACAGACCAAGAACAACGUCCCACGGCUAAAACUCUCCUAUAAAGAGAUGUUGGAGUCUAACAACCUUGUGACAUUUGAAGGCCUCGCUAACAGUUCAGCUUACCACACUUUCUUGUUGGAUGAGGAGAAAGGAAGAUUGGUGGUGGGAGCCAAGGACCACAUCUUCUCUUUCAAUGUCCUCAAUAUCAGCAAAGAUUAUGCACAGAUCCCCUGGCCGGCUUCUCUAACCAGAAGAGACGAAUGCAAGUGGGCAGGAAAGGAUCUCUCGAGAGAGUGCGCAAAUUUCAUAAAGGUGUUGCUGCCGUUCAACCAGACCCAUUUGUAUGUGUGCGGGACCGGAGCGUUCCACCCUGUGUGUUCCUACCUGGAAGUGGGCAAAAAACCAGAGGACAAUGUGUUCAGACUGGAGCCGCACGUGGAAAAUGGCAGAGGGAAGAGUCCCUAUGAUCCCAAGUUACUCACGGCGUCGAUGCUAAUUGACGGAGAGCUGUAUGCUGGGACGUCAGCUGACUUCAUGGGGCGGGACUUUGCCAUCUUUCGCACUCUUGGAAAACAUCACCCAAUCAGGACAGAGCAACAUGACUCCCGGUGGCUAAAUGAACCUCGUUUCUUGGGUGUUUAUCUGAUUCCUGAAAACGACAAUCAUGAGGAUGAUAAAAUCUACCUGUUCUUCAGGGAGUAUGCCAUGGAAGGAGAACAUGCUGGAAAGGCCACAUAUGCUCGCAUUGGACAACUCUGCAAAAACGACCUGGGAGGUCACAGGAGCCUGAUAAAUAAAUGGACUACGUUUUUGAAAGCUCGGCUUGUUUGCUCUGUGCCUGGCAGUAAUGGAAUAGACACGCACUUUGAUGAACUACAGGAUGUUUUUCUCAUGACUACAAAGGAUCCCAAGAGUCCAAUCAUUUACGGAGUAUUUACCACUUCCAGCAACAUCUUUAAAGGUUCAGCAGUGUGUAUGUACAGCAUGACGGACAUCAGAAGAGCGUUCCUGGGUCCUUAUGCCCACAGAGAUGGACCCAACUACCAGUGGGUUCCCUUCCAGGGGCGUGUUCCCUACCCAAGGCCCGGCACAUGUCCGAGCAAAACAUUUGGUGGAUUUGACACAACCAAGGACCUCCCUGAUGAGGUUGUAACCUUUGCCAGAAGCCAUCCAGCCAUGUUCAACCCUGUCUACCCAAUUAACAAUCGUCCAAUCAUAGUCAAAACAGAUGUGGACUACCAGUUCACUCAGAUAGUGGUUGAUAAAGUCGAGGCAGAGGACGGCUUGUAUGAUGUUUUGUUCAUCGGCACAGAUAUAGGAACGGUUCUGAAAGUUGUUGCCAUCCCCAGAGGUUCUUGGCACGACCUGGAAGAAGUGUUGUUGGAAGAAAUGGCUGUGUUCAGUGAACCGGUUCCCAUUACAGCUAUGGAACUUUCAACAAAACAGCAACAACUUUACCUUGGAUCGGACAUUGCCGUGUCCCAGAUGCCUCUCCACCGGUGUGAGGUUUAUGGGAAAGCCUGUGCUGAAUGCUGUCUGGCAAGGGACCCUUACUGUGCAUGGGAUGGCACGGAAUGCUCCAGAUACUUCCCCAUGGCCAAGAGGAGAACAAGAAGGCAAGACAUCAGGAACGGAGACCCACUCUCUCAGUGCUCAGAUCUGCAACACCACGAUGAACUAAAUGGUCAGGCAACCUUCCUGGACAAGACUGUGUAUGGCGUGGAGAACAGCAGCACUUUUCUUGAAUGUAGCCCUAAAUCCCAGAGAGCCAUGACAUAUUGGCAGUAUCAACGCUCCGCUGAUGACCGCAAACAAGAGAUCAAUUCAGAGGAGCGUUUCAUCCGAACAGACCAAGGCCUCCUAAUCCGCACUCUUAACAAAAAGGAUUCGGGUAUCUAUUUGUGCCAAGCGGUGGAACAUGGCUUCAUGCAGACAGUUUUAAAGGUUAACCUGGAGGUAAUUAACACAGAACGGCUGGAGGAUCUUCUAAAUCCCGAUGAAGACACAACAACCAGUGCCCGUGCCCAGGACUUUUCUUUACCUAGAGAAGCUCCCAAUCAAAAGCUUUGGUACAGAGACUUCCUGUCUUUGGUCAACCACCCGACUCUGAAUAGUGUGGACGACUUCUGUGAGCAGGUUUGGAAAAGAGAGAGGAAGCACAGGAAGCAAAAAGCACACCUGGUGCAGCAGGGCGAAAUGCACCAUAAACAGCAGCAGAAGGUUGUGGUGAACCCUCAUAACCACAUGCAUGUGCAAGGGCUGGCAUCCAAGUGGAAACACCUGCAAGAAAAGCAGAAGGGACGCAACCGCAGGACCCAUGAACUGGAGAGGGCCCCCCGUAGCGUCUGACCCAUAAACCUUCACUUUCCCUCCAAGACUCAAGACCACACCCAGAUCACACUCUGUAAUCCUGUUUAAAAAGGUCAUGUUUCUUCUUUUCAAUUCUGCGAAACAUCUUCCAUUAAGGCUCAAUAGAAAAGUUGGAAAAGAAAACACCCUGAUCUACCAGCUGGUGUGUUCUGGGCGGAGGCGGACCUGUUUUAUAGUGCAGCAGUAUGGACAACCGCAGGAAACAGUAUGUAGUGGUGUCAUGCCAGAGCAUUGGAGUAUAUUAUCUCAGCUGGCCUCUGUGACCUGAACUCUGCAGAGUGACAGUAUCAGCCAGCACAAGAACUGGAUCUAUCCACACUACGAUUGACAGUUCUGGCAACAACAGUGUGUCAUGGUAUGCUAGUUAGGUGCCUGCUAGUGUGGAGACAAGCACAUAGCUGCAAUAACAGAUCUUUUUGUUUUUCCUACAUCACACAAAAAUGUGAAAUUGUGUCCAAAACAAGCUGGAAAGUACAUGGACUUGCAGUGACAUGGCAUCAACAAAUAAGUGACACAAUGAAAGGGCAAUAUGGAAGAACAGGUAUUUUUUUUUUUUAAGUUUCAUAAAUUGACAAAUCAGUAAACAAGAGAUGGAAAAAUGCCCAGGAACUGCAAGAAACUAGGAGGAACCAAACAUUCAGCACAUCUAAUCAGUCGUAGAUGCUGUAUACCAUGAUAUGUCCUCGAAAAAAAGGGAAUAGCUUGUAGUUGUCUUGUAGGUUCAUGUAGUUUCACAGAUAAAACAUUUAUUGAAGAAGUUUGCAAAGCCGCAAUAAACAGGGAGAUUUUUUUAUAAGUGUGUGUGCGUGCGUGCUUGUGUGUGUGUGUGUGUCUGUCUGUCUGUCUGUCUGUGUGCCUGUGGCCUAUAUAAGCUUCUCAGACAAAUAGGUUUUAUUAUUUUUUCAUCAGAAUCUUUCUGGUUUCAGCAUUUAGAAAACUGCAUCAUCUCAGUGUCCAAAAUGUCAUCCUGAGUUCUUCCAUGUUUAUUUAAUUACUAAAUAUUUUAGUUUUCUAUCCACUUCGUUUCUGGUGUAUGUGUAUAUUUAUUGAUUAAAAAGUCCUGUACAUUGUUAAUAUAUAUAUAUAUACACACAUAUAUAUAUUUCAUGUGAUGGCCUUGUUUCCUUUCAAAUUGUCAUUUACAGGACCAAUUUGUUAAAAUAACUAUGUUAUCACUAACAGAAAACUGGAAGUUAUUAAAUCAUUUUGUUUUAUAUCACGUUGCAUUACAUAUCAAACGUACUGAGCAAUAAGCCAGUGUCAGUUAUUAUUCUGUAUUUCCUCCACAUAUCCAGUCUUCACAGAGAGUGAAAUAUAACACUUUCAUUUCACUUCAUGUAACAAAAAAAAACAACUUCCUACUUUCCAGAAUAUUAUAAUAGUUAAUAAAACAGUGCACAAGCAAACACACAUCUGGAAUGUAGCUGUGAACAUCAUGUAAAUAUAAACUGUGGUCUGUGUUUGACAGCUUUGACACUAUGUACUAGUGCAUGUGAAUACUAGUGAAGUGUUUUUGUCCUGUUAUGGUGAAGAUAUAAUAGUCCGAUGUUGUUGCAGCACAUAAAAGUAGCAUUUUAAAAGAUGUACAUACUACUUCUGUUAAUACUUCAAACAAUGUACUUGAUAUGACAAGGAACUCAGCAGCAUCACUCUGUGGAUCCCGGCGUCCUCGUACCAUUCAACAACAAUAAACAGUGAACAAUUUAAGCUUUGCAACCCAUCAGUGUGUCAAAAAACUGUGUUUGCAAGCUUCGUCUGCUUUUGGAAGCCAUGACAGGGGAAGAUGAGAAGCAGCUGGAGCCCGCCUCAAGAGAUUUUAGGCUAAUGAGACAAGCUGAACACAAGAGCUGUGGCUCUGCAUAAGAAAAGACUUUCAUUAUAAUGAAGAAAAAAAAAGUAGGGGACCUGUCUGACAAACAGUGAGAGUGAGGAAAUGAAGUGCUGCUGUUGCUGCUUUUUAGCAUGAUGAUGAUGAUGAUGAUGAUG
Molecule: messenger RNA, 5071 nt
Organism: Cololabis saira (Pacific saury)
Lineage: Eukaryota; Metazoa; Chordata; Actinopteri; Beloniformes; Belonidae
Gene: sema3ab
Product: sema domain, immunoglobulin domain (Ig), short basic domain, secreted, (semaphorin) 3Ab
Exons: 17
Coding region: 662-3064 (800 amino acids)
Biological process (GO): motor neuron axon guidance; semaphorin-plexin signaling pathway; neural crest cell migration
Molecular function (GO): semaphorin receptor binding; chemorepellent activity; neuropilin binding
Source: RefSeq, a predicted model, not a curated record